Messenger RNA from Sinocyclocheilus grahami, 763 nucleotides. Its product is annotated as phosphoribosyl pyrophosphate synthase-associated protein 2-like. The transcript is spliced from 7 exons. Gene Ontology annotation, cellular component: ribose phosphate diphosphokinase complex; cytoplasm. Gene Ontology annotation, molecular function: ATP binding; ribose phosphate diphosphokinase activity; magnesium ion binding. The record is from RefSeq and is a predicted model, not a curated record. Gene Ontology annotation, biological process: 5-phosphoribose 1-diphosphate biosynthetic process; purine nucleotide biosynthetic process. NCBI's taxonomy places the organism in Eukaryota, Metazoa, Chordata, Actinopteri, Cypriniformes, Cyprinidae. The coding region runs from base 187 to 738 and encodes 183 amino acids.
AAGCUGUGUGCCUGGCGGCCAUCUUGGGUAUUUCUAGAGGAUACUAGCACAGUUCACGUUUGAAAGUGAUACAGUAAACCACGCGAAGGGAUCGAUUAAAAGAUCAAACUGGAAGGGCUCAUCAGUGCCUGGGUGCCCAGGGAGCCACUGCCUGAGUCCCUAGAGGUAGACACCAAACCACAGGACAUGAGUGCCGCCAAAGAAGGCCUGGUCAUCUUCACGGCCAACUCCAACCCCUCCAGCAGAGAGCUGGGGAGGAGGAUAGGCGAGCGGUUGGGUGUGGAGCUUGGAAAAGUGCAGGUCUAUCAAGAAGCUAACAGAGAAACACGGGUCCAAAUUGAAGAGUCUGUGCGCAGCAAAGAUGUUUUCAUCAUCCAAACUGUGUCCAAGGAUGUUAACACCACCAUCAUGGAGCUGCUCAUUAUGGUGUAUGCUUGCAGGACAUCCUGUGCCCGAAACAUCAUCGGCGUCAUUCCCUAUUUCCCCUACAGCAAACAGUGCAAAAUGAGGAAGAGAGGCUCCAUCGUCUCUAAACUACUUGCCUCAAUGAUGUGUAAAGCAGGUCUGACUCAUCUCAUUACUAUGGAUUUGCAUCAAAAGGAAAUCCAGGGUUUCUUCAACAUUCCAGUGGACAAUCUCCGGGCCUCACCAUUCCUGCUGCAGUACAUCCAGGAAGAAAUUCCUGACUACAGAAAUGCUGUAAUUGUGGCCAAAUCUCCAGCAUCAGCCAAAAGGUGAAAUCAAAUCUUACUUUUGCGUGUCA